Peromyscus leucopus (white-footed mouse) is the source of this 1819-nucleotide messenger RNA. Its product is annotated as endonuclease 8-like 1. The transcript is spliced from 12 exons. Gene Ontology annotation, cellular component: nucleus. Gene Ontology annotation, biological process: base-excision repair. Gene Ontology annotation, molecular function: damaged DNA binding; DNA N-glycosylase activity; zinc ion binding. The record is from RefSeq and is a predicted model, not a curated record. The coding region runs from base 325 to 1572 and encodes 415 amino acids. Lineage: Eukaryota; Metazoa; Chordata; Mammalia; Rodentia; Cricetidae.
CCCUUAGUGGCCACAGCCUCGUUUGAGCCUCAACCAGAGCAGCAGGGAGAGGCUGGAACCUUUGAACUUUGGGAGCUCCGAAGUCAAGAUGUGGAUGGGGAGAAGGAAAGCCUCCCUCAAACGUCCUACUGUGUGUGGUGUGGGGACAGUAGGAGCCAAGGCCUGGAGAUGGGAGGAACAGGUGUGGGAGCCCAUGGAGGGAAGGCAUUAGUGAGCAAGACAGCCGCCCUGCCUUCCAGCUUCAGCCUCCCGGUACCCUGUCCUUGCCAGCACUUUGGAUGAGAAACGGGGGCCGUGUCUAGGGGCCGCCAUUCCUCCUUCAGAAUGCCCGAGGGCCCAGAGCUGCACCUUGCCAGCUGUUUUGUAAAUGAGACGUGUAAGGGGCUGGUGUUUGGCGGGUGUGUGGAGAAGUCCUCUGUCAGCCGAAACCCCGAGGUGCCCUUCGAGAGCAGUGCCUACCAUAUCUCAGCCUUAGCCCGAGGCAAGGAGCUGCGCCUGACCUUGAGCCCCCUGCCUGGUGCCCAGCCCCCUCAGAAGCCACUGUCCCUUGUCUUCCGCUUUGGUAUGUCUGGAUCCUUCCAACUGGCACCUGCAGAUGCCCUGCCGCCCCAUGCCCAUCUACGUUUUUACACGGCCCCACCCGCCCCCCGGCUUGCCCUUUGCUUCGUGGACAUCCGACGCUUUGGCCACUGGGACCCUGGGGGUGAAUGGCAGCCAGGCCGUGGACCCUGUGUCUUGCUGGAGUAUGAACGGUUCAGGGACAACGUACUUCGGAACCUGUCAAACAAAGCCUUUGACCGGCCCAUCUGUGAGGCCUUGUUGGACCAGAGAUUCUUCAAUGGCAUUGGCAACUAUCUUCGGGCAGAGAUCUUGUACCGGCUGAAGAUCCCCCCUUUCGAGAAGGCCCGGACAGUUCUAGAGGCCCUGCAGCAGUCCCGGCUGAGCCCAGAGCUGACCCUGAGCCAGAAGAUCAAGGUCAAACUGCAGAACCCAGACCUGCUGGAACUGUGUCACUUGGUGCCCAAGGAAGUGAUUCAGCUGGGGGGCAAAGGUUACGGGCCAGACCGUGGAGAGGAAGAUUUUGCUGCCUUUCGAGCCUGGCUGCAGUGCUAUGGCGUGCCAGGCAUGAGUUCCCUACGAGACCGGCAUGGCCGUACCAUCUGGUUCCAGGGUGAUCCCGGACCCUUGGCACCCAAAGGGGGCAGGUCCCGAAAAAAGAAGCCACGGGAGACACAGCCGGGGGCUGGAGACAAGGAAGAGGACCGUCCGCUCUCAGGCAAGUCUAUUUCCAGGACUCAGAGGGCCAGGAAACACCCUCCUAAGAGUAUAGCUCAACAGUCUGAAGGGACCAGCCUCCAACGAAGCCGAGAAACCCCCACAGCCCCCAAGAAAGGAAAGAGAAGGGGGCGACCGGAAACCACAGGUGGCCCUGCCUCCCCUGCUCUCCCCACAGGUGGCCCUGCCUCCCCUGCUCUCCCCACAGGUGGCCGCAGACCCAGGAAGAGCAAGGCUGAUAGGAAGAGCAAGGCUGAUACCCGAUCCCGGGAGGCUGGGGGAACUUCAGCCUCCUAGAGGGAGGUUCCCUUGCUUGGUGUGUCCUUCCCUGCUGCCUUGCUGUGAUCUGAUCUCUGGAGGCUGUGUUGGUAGGGUGGUGUACCCCAGGCCCUGUGACUUUUCCUGCACAACCUUUUUGAAGCAGGGUCUCAUAGGUCCUAGGCUGGCCUUGAGCUCAUGUGUACCCAAGGAUGACAAGGAACUCCUGAUUGAUCUUCCUGCCUUCAUUUCCAUAACUGCUGGGAUUACAGCUGUGAGCCACACA